This is a messenger RNA of Dama dama (fallow deer), 4814 nucleotides long. RefSeq names its product sortilin related VPS10 domain containing receptor 3 (gene SORCS3). The transcript is spliced from 27 exons. Gene Ontology annotation, molecular function: protein binding. The coding region runs from base 62 to 3109 and encodes 1015 amino acids. Gene Ontology annotation, cellular component: postsynaptic density membrane. NCBI's taxonomy places the organism in Eukaryota, Metazoa, Chordata, Mammalia, Artiodactyla, Cervidae. The record is from RefSeq and is a predicted model, not a curated record.
AGGGACUGUCGAGCUGGGAAGCUUUGUGUAGGCAUUCUGCGCACAGCCUGGUGUAAUCAGAAUGGAGGUUAUACUUAUCCUGACGAAGCUAUAUGACUUCAACCUGGGAAGUGUGACGGAGAGCUCACUUUGGAGAUCAACAGAUUAUGGCACCACCUAUGAAAAGCUGAAUGACAAAGUGGGUUUGAAGACUGUCCUCAGUUACCUGUACGUCAACCCCACCAACAAAAGGAAGAUCAUGCUUCUUAGUGAUCCUGAGAUAGAGAGCAGCAUAUUGAUCAGCUCAGAUGAAGGGGCAACCUAUCAGAAAUACCGGCUCACCUUCUACAUCCAGAGUCUGCUCUUUCACCCCAAGCAAGAGGACUGGGUACUGGCCUACAGUCUGGAUCAAAAGCUCUACAGCUCCAUGGACUUUGGAAGACGGUGGCAACUCAUGCAUGAACGCAUCACACCCAACAGGUUUUACUGGUCAGUGGCCGGAUUGGAUAAGGAGGCAGACCUGGUGCACAUGGAGGUGCGGACAGCCGACGGACAUGCUCACUACCUCACCUGCAGGAUCCAGGAAUGUGCCGAGACUACUCGGAGUGGGCCUUUUGCCCGCUCCAUUGACAUCAGUUCCCUGGUGGUCCAGGAUGAAUAUAUAUUCAUUCAGGUAACAACUGGUGGAAGAGCCAGCUACUACGUGUCCUACCGGAGAGAGGCCUUCGCUCAAAUAAAGCUGCCCAAGUACUCGCUGCCCAAGGACAUGCACAUCAUUAGUACCAAUGAGAACCAAGUGUUUGCAGCGGUCCAGGAAUGGAACCAGAAUGACACGUACAACCUCUACAUCUCAGACACACGUGGGAUCUACUUCACCCUGGCCAUGGAGAACAUUAAGAGCAGCCGAGGUCUGGUGGGAAACAUCAUUAUUGAAUUGUAUGAGGUAGCAGGUAUCAAAGGGAUAUUCCUGGCAAACAAGAAGGUGGAUGACCAGGUGAAGACAUACAUCACAUACAACAAAGGCAGGGACUGGCGCCUCCUGCAAGCUCCAGAUGUGGACCUGAGAGGCAAUCCAGUACACUGCCUGCUGCCUUUCUGCUCCCUACACCUACACUUGCAGAUCUCCGAAAAUCCAUAUUCCUCGGGAAGAAUCUCCAGCAAGGAGACAGCUCCAGGGCUCGUGGUGGCUACAGGCAACAUUGGUCCGGAACUCUCAUAUACCGACAUCGGUGUGUUCAUCUCUUCUGAUGGGGGCAACACAUGGAGACAGAUCUUUGAUGAAGAGUACAAUGUCUGGUUCCUAGACUGGGGUGGCGCCCUCGUGGCCAUGAAACACACACCUCUGCCAGUCAGGCAUUUGUGGGUGAGUUUUGACGAGGGCCACUCCUGGGACAAGUAUGGUUUCACUUCGGUUCCUCUCUUUGUGGACGGGGCCCUGGUGGAGGCAGGCGUGGAGACCCAGAUUAUGACAGUUUUUGGCCACUUCAGCCUCCGCUCGGAAUGGCAGUUGGUGAAGGUGGACUACAAAUCAAUCUUCAGCCGACACUGCAGCAAGGAGGACUAUCAGACGUGGCACCUGCUCAAUCAGGGGGAGCCUUGCGUCAUGGGAGAAAGGAAAAUAUUCAAGAAACGCAAGCCAGGAGUUCAGUGUGCGCUGGGCCGAGACUCGUCGGGGACAGUGGUCUCAGAACCCUGUGUCUGUGCUGACUGGGACUUUGAAUGUGACUAUGGCUAUGAGAGACAUGGAGAGAGCCAGUGUGUCCCUGCUUUCUGGUACAAUCCAGCAUCUCCAUCUAAGGACUGUAGCCUUGGUCAAAGCUACUUUAACAGUACUGGGUACCGGCGAAUAGUGUCCAACAACUGCACAGACGGCCUGAGGGAGAAGUACACCGCCAAGGCCCAGAUGUGCCCUGGAAAAGCCCCUCAUGGCCUCCACGUGGUGACGACCGAUGGGCGCCUGGUGGCGGAGCAGGGACACAAUGCAACCUUCAUCAUCCUCAUGGAGGAGGGUGACCUCCAAAGGACAAACAUCCAGCUUGACUUUGGGGACGGGAUUGCAGUGUCCUACGCUAAUUUCAGUCCCAUUGAGGACGGCAUCAAGCAUGUGUACAAGAGUGCAGGCAUCUUCCAGGUGACGGCCUAUGCGGAGAACAGCCUAGGCUCAGAUACAGCGGUCCUCUUCCUGCACGUGGUUUGUCCUGUGGAGCAUGUUCAUCUCCGAGUUCCAUUUGUUGCCAUAAGAAAUAAGGAGGUCAACAUCAGUGCAGUUGUGUGGCCCAGCCAACUGGGAACUCUUACGUAUUUCUGGUGGUUCGGCAAUAGUACAAAGCCCCUCAUCACCUUGGAUAGCAGCAUUUCCUUCACAUUCCUAGCAGAGGGAACAAAUACCAUCACUGUCCAGGUGGCUGCUGGGAAUGCCCUCAUCCAGGACACAAAAGAUAUCGCUAUUCAUGAAUACUUCCAGUCCCAGCUCUUGUCUUUCUCUCCUAAUCUGGAUUACCACAAUCCUGACAUUCCAGAGUGGAGGCAAGAUAUUGCCAAUGUGAUCAAGCGGGCUCUGGUGAAAGUAACCAGUGUCCCGGAAGACCAGAUCCUAGUUGCCGUGUUCCCUGGCCUCCCCACUUCUGCAGAGCUCUUCAUCCUUCCCCCCAAGAACUUGACGGAGAGGAGGAAAGGCAAUGAAGGGGACCUGGAACAAAUCGUAGAGACUCUGUUUAACGCUCUAAACCAAAACCUGGUCCAGUUUGAGCUGAAGCCAGGGGUUCAGGUCAUUGUGUAUGUCACACAGCUGACCUUAGCUCCACUGGUGGACUCUAGUGCUGGGCACAGCAGCUCAGCCAUGCUUAUGCUCUUGUCAGUAGUGUUUGUCGGCCUGGCUGUGUUUCUGAUCUACAAGUUUAAAAGGAAAAUACCCUGGAUUAACAUCUAUGCUCAAGUCCAACACGACAAGGAGCAGGAGAUGAUUGGGUCAGUGAGCCAAAGUGAAAACGCCCCCAAGAUCACGCUCAGUGACUUCACCGAGCCCGAGGAACUGCUGGACAAAGAGCUGGACACCCGGGUCAUAGGAGGCAUCGCCACCAUUGCACACAGUGAAAGCACAAAGGAGAUCCCCAACUGCACUAGUGUUUAAUGCCAACGAGCCACGUGGUCAGCCCUCUUUCUGACUUUUUAUUUUUGAUGAUUCCUAUUACUCUUAUUAUGGAAAAAUGAAAAUGUCUUUUUUACCUAUUGUUUACCAAGGGCCCCAUGAAUAGCAGGCAGAUGCUUAGCUUUGGGAGGCAAAGCAUACUUAGCUGAUUAUGAGCCACGAAGGAUAAAUGGCUGUUUUUGUGCUAAGGGCAAAGGAUGCGUCUUCCCAUGGCUUUCUUACUUCAUUCUGCCAUUUAUAGUGCAAGAAAUCUUGUUUCCCUUGUGAUCUGUCUUUUUAUUUUUUAAGUUGGAUUGGUUUUCCACUAACCUCCCAUCCUCCCCCUGCCCCGUACAACACCAAACCACCAGUAUCCACCUCCUCCCUCCCAGCACACCCACCUAAAACAUAAACCAUUUCCCAGUUAGAUCUGCAGGAGAUAGGUUGGUGGGGAGUGAGUGUGGCUGCAGAAAGUGCACACCUGUCAGAAGAGACCCUGCCUCAUGCACGUCCAUUGCGAGGCUGCAGAUGGCUUAUUGUAGAUAAUUACAAUGUAAAUAGCUUUUUAUUUCCUAAGAUAUAAUUUAAUGUUUAGUAAAAAAGAAAACUGAAAAAAGAAAGAUGCGUCUGUUGGCUUAUGCACUCACCUUCCGGAGCUGACCCACCCCCAGGCCUGCUUGAUGCGUUGGGUUCUGGAUGCUCCCCAGUUGUCUGUCGCACUUAACUCUUGCAUCUCUGUGUCCCUGCCAUCACUGGUUUCUAUUUCUGUAUAUAAAGUGGGGAGGGGGAGUACUUGUUUGAAACAAACAACUGGUAAAGGGGGAACAAGAGUGACAUCAUAGAACGUAUGAGUUUUUGGUCCCAUCCGUGAUGUGGAAGAAGUUGCAAGGUGAAGUCCACUAGAAUCUUCAAACUGAAACCCAGAUGGGCAAACAAGGCUUCCCCUCCAGAGAAUGAGGUUGAGGAUAGUUAUCAGUCUGAGGUUUUCUCUAGAGAAGCCAGGCAAUGGAUCUGAAAAAAAAUGGCAUUCUGUUUUCUGGUUGGAUUCCAUGGAAUUGUAUAAUGCUUAAAGGGAAUUCUCUGGCUAUUCUUAACUCAGAAAAGUCUCUUGGGCACUAGGUUAAGCCCAGUGAGUGCCUCAGCCUGGGAGCAGUUAGAGGUGGGAAGGGAGCCAGCACAAGUGGACUCAUGUGACCAUGCAAACCCUGCAGGCCAAAUAGGGGUCUAGCCUUUAAUGAUCUUAGUCAAAGUUGAUUUUAACAAAGCUGUGCUACUUGCUUGUCAGAUAUACACAACUUCCUUAAAGUCAAAUGUCUGCCUUCAGUUCUCUUAAGAUAGUUCUUGCAUCUGGGGCGAGUAACUUUCAAAGCCAGUGUUCUCUUCUCCCACACCCCAGCCCCUUCACACAUUUCACAUGUCAGUUCUUUUUAGGAGGGUUGCUUGAAGCCAUGCUGUAGCACUGUUUUAUUUUGGACUCAGCCUGAGCACACUUGUUUUAAAGAAAAGGUAUACUGUAUAUAUGUAUGGGAGGAGAGGCUAAAUUUUGUACCUGUCCAUUUUUGUGGGGUAUUGUUCACAACCUUCUCUGUGAGACACUGAGAGAGUGUGACCUCGAGAAACUGGACUGGCUACAGCAUAGAAUUAGGACUAUUUCUAAAGAUCCUGCUUUUUCAUUUCAAGGGUUAAAUGGGGCAGACAAUUGCAAUAC